CAAUCGAUUGAUUCUGCCAAUCAGAAUGCCGGCUAGGGUGUGAACAAAGCUUUAACCAGAAGGUUGAACUGGAAUCAAGUCUCUCCUGUGAUAGACCAAAGAUACUGCUGUUCACUGCUUUCCGUCUUUGAAAUUCAAAGUUCUGACUUUCUAAUAGGAAACCAGUGGCUACAGUUCUGUUGAAUAAGCAUCUUCUCACAAUCUCAAACAUGGCAACUGGAUAUGGAGCAAAGAAGCUCUGCAACUCUCUCCUUCAAUUUAGCUACUCCCUCCGCCAUUUUUCUUUAUUUCACUCAGUUUCGUCCUCACAAACCCUUGAAGAAUCUAUCAGAAUAGCAAUCAAUACCAAAUCCUACCACCAAAUCCCCGACUUACUCCUCUCCUAUGAAACCACAAACACUGCCAUAAAUCAACCCCAAUUUCAACAAAACUCAAAUAACCCCUUUUCCUUUCUUUCUUCCUUUCCCCAAGCAUUCAUGAACCAAAUCAUUGACGAAAUUCUCCAAUCUUUCAUGCAUCUCAGACCUCGCUCUCGUCCCAAAAUUGCCUACCACUACCUCUUAUUCCACACUCUCCAAUGCCCCAACCCUCUCCCUCUUGCUCUUGCCAUCCUCCAACGAACUCUUCGUUCUGGUUGCAUUCCUGCCCCGCAAACACAGCUCUCGCUCUCCUCUGCAUGGCUGAAUUGCCGCCGAACCCAAUCAGUACCCAACAUCCUAUCUGAGAUGCGAUUGAUUGGAUACCACCCUGAUUGCAACACCUGCAAUUUCCUCCUUUUCUCCCUCUGUGCAAUUGACCAGUUGGCUGAGGCUAUUACUGUUCUGAAAGGCAUGUGUCGGGCUGGGUGCGAUCCUGACUCAGAGAGUUAUGGGACGGUGAUUGGAGCAAUGUGUGAGGCUAGAAGGACCGAACCAGCUGCCAGGUUGAUGAUGGAGAUGGUUGGGAAGAUUGGCUUGACACCAAGGCAAGGGACAGUGGUGAAGGUGGUGGCAGCCAUGCGAGCAAACAGGGAAUUGAGGAGAGCGGUUGAAUUGGUUGAGUUCUUGGAGAGAGAAGGAUAUGGGGUUGGGUUUGAAGGGUAUGAGACAGUUGUGGAAGGGUGCUUGGAGAGAAAAGAAUUCGUCUUGGCAGGGAAGGUGGUGAUGGAGAUGACAAAGAGGGGUUUCAUUCCGUACAUCAGGGUACGACAGAGAGUGGUUGAGGGGCUUGCUUGUGUUGGCGAACCAGCACUUGCCUAUGCUGUACGCCAACGACUGGCUGAGCUGAGGUCUUAAAGCAGACAGUUCAGUGCGUGGCAUAAUAUUCUUUUCUUCAAAGUGGUAGUAUUAUUCGACCCACUAGUGACUCCAGGCUCUUGCUCACGAGGCACCACCAAGCAUUGAGCCAUGCUUCUGUUUAAGUAUAAUUUGUGCAGGGUGUCUGUUAUACAGUAGUAGUGUGUCUCAAAAGGGAAAAAAAGGUUUCAUGAAUUCCAUCUACCACAUCAGCACAGUACUCUACAGUGGUACUCUUAGUCAUUUCAGAAACUGGAGGGUAUGUUUAAGCAAUGGUCAGAUACCACAGGCUAAAUAUUUCGUCAUCAGUUUUAUCAAGUGAUAGUAUGCAUAUUGGCAUCCUAGCAGCAGCAGCCUGUAUUGCUGUAAACCACAAUCCUUUCACAGUGUUCUACAAUUCAAGGGCUAGUCCUCCAGAAUGUCAUUCCUCAAUCCAAGUAUUACAGGGCAAUAUAAAGUAACCAAAUAUCACUUGGCAUGCAGUUCCGGAUGAUGUUUGAAACUGAAGAGUCAGGAACAAGAAGCCUUUUUUUAAUAGGUUGGCUGGGAUGAGUCAAUAGCUGGGGAAAGUUGUAACGGAGUCUAGAUAUGGGAGACUGAACCGGUGGCUGCUUUUUUUUUUUUUUUGGUUUGCCUUCCACAUUUCUUAAGAUCCAAGCACCCAAGGGCCAAGGCAACUAGGAUUACCAGGAAAAUGUCAACAUUGAUGAGGCUACCAGAAACAAACAUCCUGAAUCAAGUUUUGACUUGUGAUGGGACUUGAUAAAUCAUGAAGUCUAUCCCUUUUAUAGGUGCUGGACACAAGGGAGGCAUUCUGGAACCUUUUUGUUCUCAUCUUAUCCUUUUUUGACAUCAAACUGCUAGAGAGAAAGGCUACCUUGUAAUGUAGUUGUUCAUGUUUGCAUACUUUUUAAGGUGGUUUUGCAGAUAAUGAAUAACCUGAGUUGGACAACCUCUUAAAGUGGACAAUGCCUUGGCUUGGUGAUUAUCUGCAUAAAGGACUCUCGGACUCAGAAUGCUGUGUUACGUAGCCUGAGUUUGGUCCAGUGGAUGAAUAUGUAGAACAUAGCUGUUACAGAUAAUUUCCCUUCAAGCUUAUAGGGACGAUGGAUCUUGCAGCAAAACAACCUAAACUUCAAUCUACAGAGGCCACCUCACCGCAGCAAUAACUGGAUGGCGCUAGUUAGCAACCCAGUUGAAAUUUAAUUAAUAAAAUACUUCUUUGAAACAAAGCUCAAGACCAACUGUUACAGCCUCAAGUUUUAAUGCAAUCUCUCCUUACUCAUCAGUAGGAAGGGGCAAAUUUCUUAAUCUACCUUUAUGGUUUAGCUAAUUGAUUAAUUCUAUUCAUACUGUU
This is a messenger RNA of Nelumbo nucifera (sacred lotus), 2631 nucleotides long. Its product is annotated as Pentatricopeptide repeat (PPR) superfamily protein. Gene Ontology annotation, molecular function: protein binding; mRNA binding. The record is from RefSeq and is a predicted model, not a curated record. NCBI's taxonomy places the organism in Eukaryota, Viridiplantae, Streptophyta, Magnoliopsida, Proteales, Nelumbonaceae.